AUGGGCGAGCCAGAGAAGUCUAAGUCAGACUCCACUGUUGACACCUACAGUGUUAAAGGCGAGAAGCCUGAGACGAGUCUUGUCAACAUCAUCGUCGCUAUGACUGCUUGCCUAGGAGGCUUCGUCUACGGAUUUGGCGCCAAUGCAUUGUCCGGUUCUUUGUCCCAGGUGACGUUCAUUGAGAAAUUCCUGUCAACGCCACAAGCAGCAUCUCGCCAAAGUGGUAUGCUUGGAGGCUUCCUUGGUGGUGCUAUGAUCGGAGCUCUAGUGCAGGCACCACUGGCUAAUAAAUUCGGCCGUCGUAUUGCUAAUGGAGUCGCUGCCCUAAUCGUGAUCAUAUCCGGUGCCCUGCAGGCAGGUGCGGUGAAUGUCGCCAUGUUUAUAGCUGGGCGCGUUAUCUGCGGUAUUGGCUCUGGUAUGAUAUUCGCUAACACUCCUGUCUAUAUGAGUGAAGUCUCACCUCCUCAUACGCGUGGAAUGCUAGUUGGUAUGCACGGAGUCGGUACUGUGACGGCCUACAUUAUAGCUGCGUUGUGCGCAUUGGCAUUCAGCUUUGUGAAACACUCAAUCCAAUGGAGAUUGAUUUUCAUUGUUCUCACGGCCAUUGGUGUCAUUUACAUUUUGACACUCUAUUUCAUUCCCGAGUCCCCUCGAUGGUUGAUGGAACAAGGUCGGGAUGAAGAGGCCAUUCGAGUACUGGAAUACCUUCAUCGCACGAACCGAGAUCCCAGUGCUAGCUUUGCUCAUGCAGAAGCCAAACAGAUUAAGGCUCAGGUUGAAGCUGAGAAAAACAGCCCGCGCGGAUUUAUUUACAUCUUGAAGACCCCAUCUCACAGAAAGAGAGCUAUCUGUGCUGUGCUACUGUGGACCAUGGGCCAAGGAACAGGUAUUACUGCUAUUGCCAAUCUGAUUCCCACGCUAAUGGGAAGUCUCGGUUUCGGAACAACGAUGCAGCUGGGACUUGGUGUGGUUUGGACUGUUUGUGCACUUAUUGGUUGCGCAAUUAAUGUCUUCCUUCUCGACCGCGUCGGCCGUGUCAAACUCCUAGUUGUUGGCGGAUUUGGUAGCGCCCUGCUUGUUGGCAUUAUGGCAGCGCUGGAAAAGUACUAUCUCAACACAUCGUACACACCAGGUGUGAACGGUGCAGUGUCUUUGUACUUCAUCUUUGGAGCAUUUUAUACCGCCACGAUUGAGUGUACCUCAUAUGUCUACGGUUCCGAGAUCUGGCCGACUCAUCUCCGCAGUGAAGGUGCCACCCUAGCCUUCGCCAGUUUCUUCGGAAAUGCCAUUGCUUACAGCGCCCCUGUUACUAUCGCGCUGGAUAACAUUGGGUGGAAAUUCUAUAUGGUAUUUGUCAGUGUGACAGCUGUGACAACUACCAUAAUUCUGUUUUACUUUCCCGAGACAAUGGGUCUAAGUCUUGAGGAAAUAAAUGUUACUUUUGGUGAUAAAGUCGUAUUGGAACUACAGAAUGCUCUUGUAUCUGAUGAAUCCGAGUCAGAGCGUACUAAGAGUGCCAAGGAGUAG
Molecule: messenger RNA, 1527 nt
Organism: Penicillium taxi
Lineage: Eukaryota; Fungi; Ascomycota; Eurotiomycetes; Eurotiales; Aspergillaceae
Exons: 4
Coding region: 1-1527 (508 amino acids)
Biological process (GO): carbohydrate transport; transmembrane transport
Cellular component (GO): membrane
Molecular function (GO): carbohydrate:proton symporter activity
Source: RefSeq, a predicted model, not a curated record